Molecule: messenger RNA, 2463 nt
Organism: Lactuca sativa (garden lettuce)
Lineage: Eukaryota; Viridiplantae; Streptophyta; Magnoliopsida; Asterales; Asteraceae
Product: Ran-binding protein in the microtubule-organising centre protein
Source: RefSeq, a predicted model, not a curated record
AAUUUACAUAUUAGGAAAGAAUUGGAAAAUUGGGACGGAGGAAGGAUAUUUUUGAUCAGACCAUCAUCGGUGGCCGCCACUCAUAAACAUAACUUUCCGAUCAACGCAGCCUCAUCCUCAGUUUAUCGUCGUUACUUCCGAAAUUCAUCUCACUCAAUAUACAAACAAAUCUCCAUACAAAAUUUCCCUUUUUAUAUAUCGAUGGAUACGUCGCCAUCAUCACCGUCACCGUCACCGGUAAAUUGGGAAGCCCUAGAUUCUCUGGUCAUCGAAUUCGCCAAAUCGGAGAACUUAAUCGAAGAUUCAUCUCCUCCUGCUUCUCCUUCUUCGUCAUCUCCAUCUUCAUGUUCUUCUUCUUCUUAUCAGUAUCGUGUGCUGAUUCUCCAAAUCAGACGUUUAUUGCAAUUCGGUGAUAUCGAUUCCGCCAUUGAUCUCUUGCAUCUCCACGCUCCUUCCGUUCUCGAUGAUCACCGCCUUCUUUUCCGUCUACAGAAGCAGAAAUUUAUUGAGCUUUUGAGGAAAGGAACUGAAGAGGAUCGUAAUUCUGCAAUCAAUUGCUUGCGGACUGCACUUGCUCCUAGCGCUCUCGACGCCUAUCCUGAAGCAUAUGAAGAAUUCAAGCAUGUUCUGCUUGCAUUUAUAUACGAUAAAGAUGAUCAAACUUCCCCUGUGGUGAAUGAGUGGUCCGAAAGGAGGCUGUUUGAACUUGCUGGAUUGAUGACUUCUGUAUUGAGAGCUCACUUACAUGCAUAUGAUCCCUUGUUCUCAAUGGCAAUAAGAUAUCUAAUCAGCAUACACAAGGGAUUCUGCUUUCGCCAAGGGAUUUCUUCACCAAUAACAGAUCUUACUGAAAGGUUGCUGCUUGAGGAACGUGAUCUUCCAGCUACUCCACAAGAGGCUUUUUUAGAAGCACCUCCAUUUGAUGAGGUGGAUAUACAAGCACUUGCACAUGCUGUUGAGCUUACAAGACAAGGGGCAGUUGAUAGCUUAAAAUUUGCAAAGGGUGAUCUAUUCCAAGCAUUUCAGAAUGAAGUGUGUCGGAUGAGAUUAGACAUCACCAUGCUUGAUGAACUUAUUCAUGAGUAUUGUGUCUAUAGGGGCAUUGUCAGCUCUGGUGCCCCAAACCCUUCAUGUGAAGGAAUGAAGAUAGGACAUGAACCAUCGGAAUCGGAAUCCACUUUAUCUGUUGAAGCCAGAAGUGGAUCCAAUAAGCUUGCUGAUGCUGACAUGGAUUCACCUGGCACUGAAGAACGAUACCCAUGUGGGACCAUGAGCAACAACCAUGAAGAUUGUAGUACAAGUGGAAUUUAUAAACAUAAAGCUUCUAAAGUCCUUCAAAGAAACAAGACACGUGGCAUUCUGGAGAGAAAUAAACGUAAGAGGUGGAAGGGAAGACAAGAUCUCCAAGAUUCUUUCCCUCAAGUCCUCAACCAACAGGGUUCUGGAAUGUCAUCUACAGUAGAUGUUAAUGUGAAUAAAGAGGAAAACUACGAGAUUAUGUUGGCAAUAAAGGAGUUGACAACAAAAGGAAUGGCUGCAGAAGUUGUAGAAGAAAUAAACGACAUGGACUCUGCUUUUUUCACACAAAAUCAUAUUCUUUUGUUCCAGCUAAAAAGGAUUGAGUUUUUGAAGCUGGUCAACUCGGGAGACCAUUCUCGUGCACUAAAAGUUGCUUGUUCUCAUUUGGGGCCUUUAGCAACUAAAGAUCCAGCUCUCUUAAAGCCCUUAAAAGAGACAUUAUUGACAUUGCUUACACCCAAUGAGAAGUUUGUUCCACAAAGCUUGCCCUUUCAUGCCCUUUCAACUUCACUACAGGUUGAAAUAGGAAGGAGGCUUGGGAUUGAAGAACCACAACUUAUGAAAAUAAUGAGAGCUACACUUCACACACAUACUGAGUGGUUUAAGCUUCAAAUGUGUAAAGAUCGCUUUGAGGGUCUUCUGAAAAUCGAUGUUUUGAAAGAAGUCAACUCCCCUCUGUUGACCGAUACUAUAUCUAAAUCCAGUACCGAUAUUUGUAAUAAUAGCUCUUCUCAAGGAACCGCAACUUCCAGUAGUAGAAUGCACGAAGAUGGAAGCAGUCCUGCUCAAGUUUCGUCCACUGGCGACGUCGCUAAUGAUGAAACUGCAAUUCUCAAAGUCAUGGAGUUUCUUGCAUUGCCGAGGGCGGACGCAAUACAUUUGCUAGCGCAGUACAAUGGAAACGCGGAGACGGUAAUCCAACAGAUAUUUGCGUGAUAUGUAUGUAUGAUUGUACAUUAUAUAUAUUGUUGUAUGAUUUGAUUAAACUUUAUGUUGUCGUAUAUUUGGUAUACAUUAUUUCAUUCAUUUGUGACCUAAUAUGUAUGUGUACUUUAAGUCUUCAAUGCAUAUACAUGACAUGUAUUGUUGUAUAAAACAUGUUUAGUUUAGGGUGGAUGAAAUGAUUGCUACUUCAAUAAAUACACGACAAGUGCUUCGGGUUAA